Molecule: messenger RNA, 1827 nt
Organism: Synchiropus splendidus (mandarinfish)
Lineage: Eukaryota; Metazoa; Chordata; Actinopteri; Syngnathiformes; Callionymidae
Gene: atp1b4
Product: ATPase Na+/K+ transporting subunit beta 4
Exons: 10
Coding region: 228-1253 (341 amino acids)
Biological process (GO): sodium ion transport; regulation of DNA-templated transcription; potassium ion transport
Cellular component (GO): sodium:potassium-exchanging ATPase complex; nuclear inner membrane
Source: RefSeq, a predicted model, not a curated record
AUUCACUAAGAUGUGAGCUCAGUUGAAGAAGGUUCUCUCUGUCUCUGUCCGUCUGCUGCCUAAAACUUUCUAAUGAAAUAUCUGGACACCUUUUGAUUAACGUUGUUGUUUAUAUUCUGGGUAAAUAUUCAGCGUUUAUUUUUUAAAAUAAAGCUUCAGUCCAUUGUGCGUAGGCUCCACUUCCGUCGCCCGGGGUACGACUAGAGCCCCUCUCAAGUAUUUGGAACAUGGAGCCCAGUCCCACUGAGGACGGACCUGAGAAGACGGUCGUCAAGCAAACCACAAGUCCUCCUCACAAAGUGAUCCUCAAACAUGGCCAGGAGUUGGAGGAAGAGCAAGAGGAGUUGGCCGAACAUCAGCCGCUCGAGCAGGAGGACCUGAACUUCGAACGGUGGAAGAGGAGGCCGUUACCUAAGAGGACGCUGCACCAGAAAAUAGAUGACCUAAAGACCUACCUGUGGAAUGCAGAGACCAAGGAAUUCAUGGGUCGCUCCGGGAAGAGCUGGAGCCUCAUCCUUCUCUUCUAUGCUGCACUUUAUACGUUUCUGGCAGCCAUGUUCGGUGGCUGCUUGUUUUGCCUCAUGUGGUCCAUUAGCCCCUACCACCCCACAUUCAAUGACAGAGUGAUGCCACCAGGUAUGACGAUGGCCCCACACCUAGAAGGCCAUGAGAUUGCCUUCAACGCCUCAGACCGCAAGUCAUGGAAGAAGUACGCCAGGUCAAUGGAUGAACAUCUACGAUCAUACAACGAUGGCGCACAGGAGAGGAAAAAUAUCAGAUGUACACUGGACAAGUACUUCAUGCAGGACGACCUUGUGGAGAGUGCGGAGAGGAAAGCAUGCCAGUUUAAGAGGUCCUGGCUGGGGGAAUGCUCGGGGCUGAAGGACCCCCACUAUGGCUACUCUCAGGGAAAGCCUUGCAUCCUUCUUCGGAUGAAUAGGAUUCUUGGAUACUUGCCAGGCCAUGGGAAACCAGUCAACGUGACCUGUAGUGUGAAGAAAGGGCCAGCAGAUGCUUUGGGAGAGAUCCAGUUUUUCCCCAAGAACAUCUUCGACCUGAAGUACUAUCCGUAUUAUGGGAAGCAGAGACACGUCAACUACACGUCCCCCGUGGUAGCUGUGCGUUUUACAGGGGUGCACUACGACACCCACAUCCAAGUCCAGUGUAAACUCAACGGGAAGGGCAUUGUCAACGAUUCGCCCACUGACCGCUACCUGGGCAGCGUGACCUUCUCCCUGGAUGUAGGAGCGUGAGGUCGUCCCUGCCAGCAGGAAGCUGUAAUCUUCACCUUGUUUUUAAUAUCUUCUUGUUUCUGUUUGUAGCUUUGAACCUCGGCCUCAGGCAACAAACUGUGCUGAGCACAAAAACAAACAGCGUGAAAAAAAUUAGCGACUUUAAUCCAACUAAAUUCAGCUCUGCCCUAGUUAGACUCUGGCUAUGCAAAUCCAAGUGAGAUAGAAAUGUUUUGUUAGAGGUCUUUGUUGCGUGUAUUAUUUUUCUGAGGCAGUGUACUAAUUUGUGUGGCAUUCUUCGCACGUGUACUUUUGAAGAAUUCAAAGAAACAUCACGCGGAAGGCAGGACUUGUACUGAACUGACACAGUGAAUAAGAAAUAGCAAUUGAUGUCAGGAAUACCACGACUGUACUAGAUCAAAAGCCCCUCUGUCUUUUGAUAAAACUUAAAAUACUUCACACAGUUGAUCGAGAAAAGGAAAUAUUUUGUACCAUUUACAAUAAAAAUAACUGUUUGACUAAUUCUUGAGCUGGUUUACUAAACUUGGCAUCAAAGUUGUAUUUAUUCCUGAUAUAGAUGAAGUAAUAAACAGAC